Messenger RNA from Fusarium vanettenii 77-13-4, 1422 nucleotides. RefSeq lists its product as uncharacterized. Bases 1 to 1422 code for a protein of 473 amino acids. The transcript has 2 exons. Gene Ontology annotation, cellular component: mitochondrion. Lineage: Eukaryota; Fungi; Ascomycota; Sordariomycetes; Hypocreales; Nectriaceae. The record is from RefSeq and is a predicted model, not a curated record. Gene Ontology annotation, molecular function: proline dehydrogenase activity; FAD binding.
AUGGCUUCCUUACAACACCGUGCGUCUCUAUUGUCUUUUACCUCAAACCAAUCGAUUGCUUCACUGAGGUCAACAGUGAACUCUCAGAGGCGCCAUGUUACCAACAAAACCUCAGUCUCGGCAACAUCACCGCCACCUCCUCACUCUCUCUUACCGACGGGAAUGCUCCUUAGAUCGUUACUCAUUGCCACUGUCUCGAGCCAUCGUGCCCUUUUAACACCGUCACUUGCUGUUCUAUCCUUCUUUUCCAAACCUCGUCCCGCCCUGUUUAGCGUCGAAAAGAACCCACUGCUACAUGCAAUCUUCAAGUCAACCCUCUACAGGCAUUUCUGCGCCGGGGAGAAUGUGGAAGAAGUCAAGACAACGAAAAAAAACAUCAAGGAUAUGGGGUUUCGAGGAGUUAUCCUGACUUAUGCCCGUGAAGUUGUGGUUGACUCUUCGACGGAGCAAGAGGUUGGUGUGGGAGCUCUGGAGUACAAGGAGAAGGAUGUGGCUGAGCUUGAGAAAGAAGUUCCAUUUGAUGAAGGCAUUCAGGCGUGGAGAGAUGGAGUUCUGGAGACUGCUUCGAUGCUUGGAGAGGGUGACUUUCUGGCUCUCAAGUUCACAGGCGCUGGGGCUAAAGUCACUGAGGCAUUGGCAGCCAGAAAACCUCUUUCAACCCAGAUGCAAGAUGCCCUUGAUGCUGUUUGUGAUCAGGCCAUCAAACGCAAGGCAAGUAUCCUAGUCGACGCCGAACAGCAGUUUGUACAGCCUGGCAUCGACGACGUUGCACUGAGUCUCAUGCGCACAUACAACCGAGAGCAUGCAACAGUCUACAACACCUAUCAAGCCUAUCUCAAGUCGACACCCUCCACACUCCUGCGUCACUUGCAUUUCGCCAAGGAUCAGGGGUUUACUAUUGGCGUCAAGCUUGUGAGGGGGGCGUACAUGGGCACGGAACCGCGGCAUCUCAUCAAGGAUACGAAGCAGGAGACAGAUGAUUCGUAUGAUUCCAUCACUCAAGGCUUACUGGAGGGAAGAUAUCAAGAUCUGGAGCAUGGUUCAUCAGCUGGUUUCCCUCGACUCAACUUGUUUCUGGCAACCCACAACAAGCAGAGCGCGCUCAACGCAUAUCAAGUGCAGCAAAAGCGAUCUGAGGAAGGUUUGCCGCUGAUCAAAGUUCAAUAUGGACAGCUGCUUGGUAUGGCUGACGAGGUAAGCUGCACGUUGCUGCAGCUCGGUGGGAAGGCGGGAAAUACAUCCCCGGAGGUGUAUAAAUGCCUGAGCUGGGGAACAUUGGGCGAUUGUAUCUCGUACCUCCUCAGAAGGGCUGUGGAGAAUAGGGAUGCUGUCCCGAGGACAAAGGCGGAAUAUUUUGCCGUGAGGAAAGAGGUUUGGAGGAGGUUGAAGAGCGCUCUCACGUUUGAAAUCGCAAGUAGAUAG